AUGGACGACCUUACAGACUUGACAGAGUGCUGUAGGUCCUUUGCCAUUGGCGUUUAGCGAGUCACAUGGUGUCAGGAAGGUGAUAUGAGGGUGGAAGGCAGUUUUACAGCUUUGACAUACAACCUGAGGGUUAGGGCAAGGGGAGCACCAAUUAAUGACUGCUCAGUCUUAAUCAACUCUGCAGAAACAAAAGGCCUGGGCAGGAUGAACUCUUACUUAGACUACCCCGUGUGUAACCGGGGAGCAAAUAUUUUCAAUGCCAAGGCUGGAUACCACAAUUUGAACCAUGGAUACAUGUCGCCUUUACCCUCCAGUUCGUGCGCAACAAGUGAUAGUUAUGCAUCGGACGGGCGCUUAGUUGCCGCAACUUCGGCACCCCAUCAGACUCCGAGCCACCCUCUGCACCACCAGACACACGUCAACUUGGAUCUGCAGUUUGCAGCCCCUGGGAACUCGAUGUAUGGUGCGCAAAUUGGGCCAACUUUGGAGUAUGGACAUCAUCAGUAUGCUCUCGGUCACGAGCAGGAACGGGGGUUCAUUCAUGCGCAAGUUUCACCCAUUGGAACAAACAUGGCUCCCUAUGCUGGGGACAGUUGUGGGCCUGGAGUGGCGUCGAGCAGCCAGUAUCUACAUUUCAGCCACGGAGAGCAGAGGCAGCAAGACUAUUCAGAGAGCCUGUACUCAAGGUUACCGCCCCAAAAUAACAAGGAGAGGGAUUUGGAUCAGGCAGAACAGACUAAUAAAACAUUCGACUGGAUGAAAGUGAAAAGGAAUCCCCCCAAAACAGCAGUCCUGUCUGAGUACGGAGUUCCCGGCCAGCACAACGUGAUCCGCACCAACUUCACCACCAAGCAGCUGACUGAGCUGGAGAAGGAGUUCCACUUCAACAAAUACCUGACCCGGGCACGGAGGGUCGAGGUCGCCGCCAGUCUGGAGCUCAACGAGACGCAGGUGAAAAUCUGGUUUCAGAAUCGCAGGAUGAAGCAGAAGAAACGCGAGAAACAGGGCAGCGUCUUGGUCAAUAACCCCGCACCUGUGGAGAAAGCCCCUGACAGCACCCCUCCAAAGGUGAAAGGAAAUGAUUGUGAACUCUAAUGUGACUUCCAUAAAUGUUUAUGGGGCCUAGGCAAUUUUCGCAUCCCUCCCUCAGUCACACCAUUCCAGAUAAACUGUGAAAAAUGCUUGUGGACUUGUGGAGUAUAACAGGGUGUGUGUGUGUGUGUGUGUGUGUGUGUGUGUGUGUGUGUGUGUGUGUGUGUGUGUGUGUGUGUGUGUGCUUAUGUGCUUAUAUAGUGCAUUGAUUUCUGAAUAGGAUCCUGAGAUACUUUGAUAUGCCUCUCUUCUGUUGUUGCAUUUGUAACCUUCCUAUCCUGCAUAA
Molecule: messenger RNA, 1378 nt
Organism: Myripristis murdjan (pinecone soldierfish)
Lineage: Eukaryota; Metazoa; Chordata; Actinopteri; Holocentriformes; Holocentridae
Gene: hoxb1b
Product: homeobox B1b
Biological process (GO): regulation of transcription by RNA polymerase II
Cellular component (GO): nucleus
Molecular function (GO): RNA polymerase II cis-regulatory region sequence-specific DNA binding; DNA-binding transcription factor activity, RNA polymerase II-specific
Source: RefSeq, a predicted model, not a curated record